CUGAAUACUUAAUAAAUGGAUAAAAUUAACAUUAAUAACGACUGUCUGUGACCGAUCCACAUCUUAUCCAACGACAAACGAGUUCGACAGUCGCGUGUGAUAUAUGCCUUAGGAAAGUUUCUCGAAGAAGGUAGAUCGGCAGUACCUUUGGAACUUUCUUGUCCAAAUUGUCCCAGGAACGAUCAGCCGGUAUCUCUAUUGAUAACUGUUCGAUUUUUCGGCAUGGACUCGGAGGAAUACGGCAACGAAUUGUCGAGAAACGAGUCAGAAAAUGAUAGCACUAAUGAAGAAUGCGCUCAUUCGCCUAUAUUGUUGGAUCUAGAUAAAAAUUCUAAGCAACAGCAAGAAAUUUUAAGUCAAGAAGAAAGCUCGCCGUCUAAGAUUCCCAACGUCGACCAAUAUUUGCAGAAUCAAUUAAUAAGACAUGGGUCAGAAAAUACAAAUAUAUCUCGACGACACUUUGUGAGAAGAUCAUGGCAGGAUGAAAACUUCGAAGAUCGUCAACAAAAUAACGAUCGAGUAUUUGUGAUAAGAGUUCCUGAACCGGAAGUGAUAAACACUCAUCCUCAUUUAGAAAUUCUUCAUGAAACCAACAUAAAGUCGAUCCAAAGAGAACCAUCGCAAACUGAGAAAGAUUACAAAAAAUCAGCUUGCGACCGUGAACGGACAAGAAUGCGUGACAUGAAUCGUGCUUUCGAACUUCUACGAUCGAAGCUUCCGAUUUGUAAACCACCCGGCAAAAAGCUUUCGAAGAUCGAAUCACUUAGGCAUGCGAUUACGUACAUACGACACCUCCAAAGUCUUUUAGAACCACAAUACAGUUACCCUCCGAGCGUAUCUGAGAGGAGUUACUAUGCUAAUAGUGCACCAAUUACUACAAAUACUUCUUUGGAUAUGCAACAUACACCUCGAUGGGAAUCGUUAGCUUAUUGUCGUUACGAUUAUCAUGCACCGUUCGUUAAUCCUUCGCUGUCAACGUUAUCUUCAUCUAUUCACCCUCGAGUACAAUCGGAACAAAAUGAUCGACAAUUUUUUUACGAAGCGCGACAUUAAUACACUCGCAAUGAAAUUACCAUUGAUCUUCUUAAGAUCUUUCAAGCAGAAAUGGCGUACAAAUUCAAUCUCUACAACAAGAAAUGGAUAUUUAAUUAAAAGUAAUUAGUAAACCAUAAUUAUCGUAUUGAAUACUUUAUGUGCCUGGUAUGAAGUUUCUAGUACGGACCUUAUAGGAGAGGGAAUGAAAUACGCUUAUUUAACGCAUCUCUACAGAAGACCUUUGCAUAGGUUAUUGUAUUAGCCCUAGAGUGCAAGCUCUCAGGACCAUCUGGUUAGACCAUAUGCCAUACUCUGCUGCUUCUGUAAAUUCAACGAAAAUCGAAGACGGAGAAAAUGAAAAUUUUCUACUAUUUACUGAAAUCCAUGCAUGCCUUAUGAUGAGUGAAAUUAACUCUGAGGGGUUAUGAUAUAUUCACCCGUAAGAACCGCUGAGUUAAGUAGCCGGUUUUUCACUUGCAUUGAGUACGACGAUAAUUAAUAUUUAAUUAAACAUCUAAAUAUUUUGGAUUUCCAUAUUUAGGAGGAUUUUUAAAGAAUAUUUAGAGAUGAUUUUUAUGAAACGAAAGUAAUCGUACCACCGCGCAUCGCUGAUAAAUUAAUCUUUUUCGAAUAAAUAAUUUUUGGUAAUUUUACGGAAUUGAAUAGGAAAAAAGAAGUUUUACAUAUUCCGGUUUAUUGAACUUGUUUUUACUU
Messenger RNA from Bombus pascuorum, 1749 nucleotides. It is a transcript of the gene sage, whose product is annotated as achaete-scute complex protein T8. Bases 223 to 1053 code for a protein of 276 amino acids. The transcript has 4 exons. Lineage: Eukaryota; Metazoa; Arthropoda; Insecta; Hymenoptera; Apidae. Gene Ontology annotation, biological process: regulation of transcription by RNA polymerase II; mesoderm formation. The record is from RefSeq and is a predicted model, not a curated record. Gene Ontology annotation, cellular component: nucleus. Gene Ontology annotation, molecular function: protein dimerization activity; DNA-binding transcription factor activity, RNA polymerase II-specific; RNA polymerase II cis-regulatory region sequence-specific DNA binding.